This is a messenger RNA of Colius striatus (speckled mousebird), 1600 nucleotides long. RefSeq names its product TP53 regulating kinase (gene TP53RK). The record is from RefSeq and is a predicted model, not a curated record. Gene Ontology annotation, cellular component: EKC/KEOPS complex; cytosol; nucleus. Bases 1 to 1434 code for a protein of 477 amino acids. The transcript is spliced from 4 exons. Gene Ontology annotation, biological process: protein phosphorylation. Lineage: Eukaryota; Metazoa; Chordata; Aves; Coliiformes; Coliidae. Gene Ontology annotation, molecular function: protein serine/threonine kinase activity; ATP binding.
AUGGCGCGGGGGCGCGGCGCGGGUCCGGCGGCCGGAGCGGCGCCGCGCCACGUCGCUCCCGCCCUUCCUCCCGCCCGGCAGCCUGCAGUCGGCCCGCCCGCCCCUCGGGAAGCCGGGGAGGCGGGGGGUGUCCCGGGCCGGCCGCCCCCGCCCGCGCUGGAAUCUGCGGCUCGGGGCACCGGCCGCCCGCGGCGCGGAGCGAACGGGCCGGGGACAGGGAGCGUGACUCGGGGUGAUGCAGGCUUUCUGAUCCAGAGGAGUGAAGCUCAGCAUCAGAGAGAGUCUGCAGUCAGCAAGGAGAUUCCUAUUCCUGACUCAAGUGAGAUAGACUGGGAUCUGACUGCAGGAAAACAGCCCAGCUGGGCAAGGCUCGGGCACAAGUCCUACCUCAGUAACGCCACCACGGCAGAGGCAGGCAGCGGGCAGCACGACUCAAGGCGUUUUGGACCAAGCAGCGCUGUGAGCAGGCAGCGGCAGGAGGUGCGGCUGCAGGCCGCGCUGUGGCGGGAGCGCCCGAGCGCUGCUUCGGCACUUUCCGUCACGCUCCGCCGAAGAGUGCCGAAGAGGCGCCGCGCAUGCGCGCCGCGGCGGCGGGGCCUUAUGAUGGCGGCGACCGAGGCGCGGGCUCUUGACGUGUUCCCUGCCGCGGGCUCUGCGCCGGCCGAGGCGGCAGCCGCGCACCCGGCGGUGGGCGAGCCCGAGCCGGAGCCCGAGCCGGGCGCCGCGGUAGCCGAGGCGGGCGCCGCGGUGGCCCAGGCGCCGCCGCCGCUGCCCGGGCUGCGGCUGUUGCAGCAGGGCGCCGAGGCGCACGUGUACCGCGGGCUGUUCCUGGGCCGGCCGGCCGUGGCCAAGCUCCGCGUCCCCAAGCGGUACCGCCACCCGGCGCUGGAGGAGCGGCUCAGCCGGCGGCGCACGGCGCAGGAGGCUCGCUCGCUGCUGCGGUGCCGGCGGGCAGGGAUUUCGGCUCCAGUGGUCUACUUUGUGGAUCAUGUCACCAACUCCAUAUACCUUGAAGAUAUCGUAGACUCAGUUACUGUUCAAGAUCAUAUUUGUUCUGUACAAAACAGUGGAGAUGAUACUAGUAGCCUUAUUCCCUUAGCAGAGAAGAUGGGUGAGCUGUUAGCAAGAAUGCACGAUGAAGAUCUUAUCCAUGGGGAUCUUACAACUGCCAAUAUACUUAUGCGGCCCCCGGUGGAGAAACUGGACUUGGUGCUGAUAGACUUUGGCCUCAGUUUUAUUUCAGGCCUUCCAGAGGAUAAAGGAGUUGAUUUGUAUGUUCUGGAAAAAGCUUUCCUUAGCACUCAUCCAGAUACUGAAGCUGUGUUUAAGGCUUUGCUGGAGACCUAUGCAGCUACGUCUAAAAAAUCUGGUCCUGUGAUCAAGAGGCUGGAUCAAGUACGACUAAGGGGAAGGAAGAGAUCCAUGAUUGGUUAGAAAAGGAUGGGCUUAGGGAUGGGGAAAUGUUCCUACUUUGGUUCUGUAAACAUGGUUAUUUAUAUUUCCAGUUACUUCAGAGAUCACUAUAUUGAUAGCUGUGUCUUCAAAUAAAUGUGGAUGAGUUUAAGUAUAAUAAAGUAACCAACGUAACUGUGAGAUGGUG